CAAAAAAGGAUUAUACUCGUCGCCUUCGCUUCCAAACCCUCCGGGAGAAGAACCAUAGCGUUGUUUGACUUGAGUCUCGGCGACAAUGGCAUUAUCGCAGUGGAAGGAAGCAAUUCUCGAAGGAAUCUUCACGGAGAUUGAAAAAGGACUCGUGGAGGAGAAGAAUCUCGAGCGGUUAGAGAAUCUAGUUGAGAUUCUCCACAAAGAAGGCUCUAAAGUCCCCGAAUCAGUGAAGCAAUCGUACUAUCAAGUCGCCGUGGAGUGUACAACGAGGUCUCUCACUAACGAGAAAGACGCUAAAGCAGCUUAUACCGAAGCAAUCAGAUCGAUUUGGCUCCGUAGGGUUAUGCCUUUAUGCGAUAAGGCUAAUUGUUUGGUUACUCGUGAACUUUUGGAUAGCUGUAAAAGAUUGUGGAAGGCUCAUGGUGAUGUUAAGGCUUGUGAGGCUUUGAGGGGUGAGAAUACGAGAGAGAAAGCUUUGGCUUCUUUGAGGAAGGUUGUUACGGAGCUGCAUCCCAAUAUUGGUUGUGGUAAUGGUGAGAGAGAUGAGGAGAUGGAGGAAUCUGAAGAGUCUAGUGAAGAAUCAGGAGAGACUGAGCCAAUGGUUGAAGAGAUGGACGUGGACAAAGGGAGGCUCUCAGAUACUGAGCAGGAAAGACCUUCUGUUGCGUUAGUAGCUGUAUCCCCACCCCGUAAAAUGAAGACCAUUUCCUCUGCAGUUGUUGCCAAGGCGCUUGAAACGCUUAGAGCUUCUAAAAUCGACCUGAUGAAUGCCUUGGCAGAAGGAAGAGGACCUUCAAAUUUAAACGUUACUUGGACUACACAACAAGAAAAUGAUGUUGCUAAUCCUGCUGCAACAAACAAGCUUAGCUUGAUGGAGCGAAGACCCACAGCACAGACUUAUGAGUGGAAAGACUCAAUCGAUGAUACAGAUGGAGACACGAACGACGAUGAUGAAGUAAAUAAUAAAGCAAGUGGUAAAAGGAUCGUCAUGUCUCCUUGGAAAAGAAACCACGUUGGUGGUAGACGGACGAAACUUCCUUGGAGUACUGCAGAAACGCUGGCCGUUAUGAGAGGCUAUGAAAAGUAUGGUGCAAACUGGAAGCGGAUCAAAGAUGAGUGUCCAAUUCUAGUGCGCAGAACUAAUGGUGAUAUUAAAGAUAAAUUUCGAGUUGAGAUGAAGCGUCAAGAGCGCCAUCCUUGAGUAGGAACCUGAGAAGACAUCAGACCUUAUUUGAGUAGACGAUUAACAAAAUGUUGAACAAAAAAUUGUGUUGUGGCAUCUAUGGAAUGUAAAAAAAUGGGUAACACUUUGUCGCCUUUUGUCUCUAAAACCCGUAAAGUUUUGUGCAUGUGAUGAUGAUAAAAUCUAGUGAAUCUGCUUGACUUGGCUUGACUAAAC
Eruca vesicaria subsp. sativa (arugula) is the source of this 1402-nucleotide messenger RNA. The record is from the annotation of a GenBank genome assembly. Lineage: Eukaryota; Viridiplantae; Streptophyta; Magnoliopsida; Brassicales; Brassicaceae.